CCUCACAGCUCGCAGUGAAGAGCAGCAGCGGCAGCGGCCACUUAGUCAGGGACUGCAGCAGCAGCAGCGUCGCCUCCUCGCAACAGGGAAAACCAUGAAGGUCGCUCUCGUCGUCGUCGUCUUGCUGGCCCUCCUGGGUCCCAGCCACGCGUCAAAUGCCACGUUCUUCAUCACGGCGCCCUCGACCAUCCGGCCCGGGCAGGGCCUCGCCCUGAGCAUCUCCCUCCUGAACGGCGGCGGGGGCAAAGGGGAUGUCACCGUGGUGGCCAACGUCACCGCCGACGGCAAAGAGGUCCUAAGGAAGCAGGCCGUGCUCCCCAGAGGCACCACGACUGCCCUCGUCCUUCCUGCGCUGCCGCUGACGGCCAGCCCGGGGUCCUACGAGCUGCAGGUCCACGGAGUCGACUCCUCGGGGCUCCUCUUCGUCAACAGUUCCACACUGAUCUUCGACAGCCGAGCACUGCUGCUCUUCGUGCAGACGGACAAGGCCGUCUACAAGCCGGGGCAGACGGUGCACUUCCGCGCGUUCUCCGUGGACUCUAGUCUGCGGCCUCACCUCGGCGGUGCCUACGACAUCGAGAUUCAGGACCCAGUGGGCAACCGGGUGCAGCAGUGGCGUGGCCUGACUUCUGCCAGCGGUGUGGUGAGCGCGGACUUCCCGGUGUCCGACCAGCCCCUGCUGGGGCAGUGGCAGAUCAUUGUGCAUGGCGAGGGGGUGGACAAACAGCAGCCCUUCACCGUGGCGGAGUAUGUGCUGCCCAAGUUCGAGGUGCUUCUUAAGCUGCCAUCGUUCGUGGCCAGGGAGGACGGCCAAGGGGUUUCUGGGACUGUCGAGGCCAAGUACACGUACGGCAAGAUGGUGCGAGGAAAUGCAACCGUCACCCUCAUCGUUGGGAAUUCGUCGCCCUGGGGCUGGCAGCCGAGCUUGAACCUCACCAUUAGGAACUUGAAGCUGGAUGGGAACACCAGCUUCGCGUUCUCCUCGGACGAGGUGAAGGCACUCAUCGCCGAAAGCUUUGUGCCCGACACCUACACCAUCGAGGCCCACGUCACGGAGCUGCUGACCGGCAUCACGCAGAGCGGAGGGGGCACGGUGAAAGCGCCCGAGUUCCGCGUCGACGUGAAGUUCGUCAACUCGCCAGUCUCCUUCAAGGCCGGCCUCAACUACACCGCCUACGUUCACCUGUCCCUGCCAGACGACUCUCCGCUGCUGCCCAGGGACCUGGAGUCACCGCUGCUGGUGCAGGUGUCGCAGACCAACCAGUCGUCGGCGCUGCUGUCGAGCUGGAAGCAGAACUACAACGUCACCGCCAGCGGCGUCGUGGCCGUGCACUUCUCGGUGUUGCCCGACGCUGGUUCCGUCCACGUGAACGUCGUCUACAAGCAGCAGGGAAACGAUCUGUACCUGACCAAGGAGAGCAGCACCAGGUCGGGGGAGUCCAUUCAGCUCUCGUCGGCAAACUCCAAAGCGCAGGCUGGAGAGCCCCUGCAGUUUUCUGUGACCAGCACAGAGCACGUGGAGGAGUUUUUUUACCAGGUGGUUUCCCGCGGGAAUGUAGUGGCGACGGGCAAGGUGAACUCUAACACCUUCCAGCUGGUGCCGACGAGCGCGUGGGCGCCCAGCGCGCACGUGGUGGUGCACUACGUGCGCGACGACGGCGAGGUCGUGCCCGCCUCCGUCACGUUCAACGUCGCCGGGAUUUUUGAGAACAAGGUGGUGCUCAACUGGACCGCGGAGACGUCGACCCCGGCCAGCUCGGUGUCUCUGAAGGUGUCGACGUCCGAUGCCCAGGCCUUCGUCGGCGUGUUGGUGGUGGACAAGAGCGUUCUGCUCCUCAAGACCGGGAACGACAUCACGGCUGACUCGGUGACAUCUGCCGUGUCGGCCAUGGCGAGCAGCAGCCGUGGGGGGCCGCUCGAUGCCGCCCCCUGGGGCCGCUUCAUGCCGCUCUUCUGGCUGCCCAACCCCUCCGACUCGCUGUCCACAUUCACCGAAGCCGGCCUCGUGGUUCUGACCGAUGCCUACGUGCACCACCCCGAAUUCUUCUACUAUUACAAAGAAGAAUUCCACCCACUGGGUGGCGACAUAAUGAACAUGGUGCCUGUCGCCGCGCCCGCCGGUGCCGCCGCGGGCGCUGGUGCCGCCGCGGCGGAGAGAGUCCGGACGCUCUUCCCUGAGACGUGGAUCUGGGCCGACGGCGAGACGGGCAACAAUCGGUCAAAGACGUUCACAGCCACGGUGCCCGACUCCAUCACCUCUUGGGUCGCGUCGGCCUUCUCGGUCUCGAGCAGCUUGGGGCUCGGUGUGGCCGACACUGCCCAGCUGCGCGCGUUCCAGCCGUUCUUCGUGUCGCUGAACCUGCCGUACUCGGUGGUGCGUGGGGAGCAAUUCGUCGUGCAGGCCCUGGUGUUCAACUACCUGGACACGGACCUGCAGGUGCGCGUGACCCUUGACCCGAGCGACGCGUACGUGGUCCUCGUGGACACCAACGAGGUGGGCGCCAUCCCCAACGAGCAGCUGGUGACCGUGCGCAGCCAGGACGCCGCCACGGUCUCCUUCCCCGUGUCGCCGGCGCUGCUCGGCCUCGUGCCCAUCACCGUGCGCGCUCGCGCCGCCACCGCCGCCGAUGCCGUGACGCAGCAGCUCCUCGUCAAGGCGGAAGGGGUGGAGCGCUCGUUCUCGAAGACGUUGCUGCUGCAGCGCUCGGGCGGCGACGCCGUCACCCAGGGCUCGCUGGCGUUCACUUUCCCGAACGGCGUGGUCGAGGGCAGCCAGAGGGCUACGCUCACCGUCAUCGGCGACAUCAUGGGUCCGUCCAUCUCGGGGCUGGAGCGCCUGGUGCAGAUGCCGUACGGCUGCGGGGAACAGAACAUGAUCAACUUCGCUCCCAACAUCUACGUCAUCAAGUACCUGACGGCCACGGGCCAGGGCGGAGGGGAGAUCAAGCAGAGGGCGCUCUCCUUCAUGAACACCGGCUACCAGCGGGAGCUGACCUACCAGAGGUCGGACGGCUCCUUCAGCGCCUUUGGGAACGAAGACGCUUCCGGCAGCACGUGGCUGUCCGCGUUCGUGCUGCGCUGCUUCCUGCAGGCGCUGCCGCACGUCUUCAUCGACCCCGGUGUGGUGGCCCAUACGCACGCCUGGCUGAUGUCCCAGCUCGAUGGCAGCACGGGGGUGUUUGCCGAGCCGGGCCGCGUCAUCCACGUCGACAUGCAGGGCGGCUCGUCGGGCCCGCUCAGCCUCACGGCCUACGCCCUCGUGGCCCUGCUGGAGCAGCCCUCCCACAUGGCCUCGCAGCCGCAGAGCGACGUGUCGGCCAGCGUGCGCUUCCUGGAGACGAGCUUGAGGGCCGGCAUCGCGGCAAACCACACGCUGGCGCUGACCGCCUACGCACUCUCGCUCGCCAACAGCACGGCCGCCCCCGCCGCGCUGCAGGCCCUCAACAGCCGCGCCGCCACCACAGGUGAGGUCAAGUUCUGGACGGCUCCCGUGUCCAGCGAGUUCGAGGAGAUGUGGCAGCCUCGCUCGGCCGACAUCGAGAUGACGUCGUACGCGUUGCUCGCUUACUUGCACCAGGGCAAUGUCACCGAAGGGAUUCCCAUCAUGAAGUGGCUGAGUCAGCAGCGGAACCACCUGGGAGGAUACUCCUCCACACAGGACACGGUGGUAGGCCUGCAAGCUCUCUCCGAGUUUGCCGCCCGCACGACCGGGAGUCGCUCCGACCUGCAGGUCCGGGCCACCUCCAAACUGCUCACGGGGCCGCUGUCGUUCACCGUCAACUCGGCCAACGCUCUGGUCCUGCAGCGAGCAGAGAUCCCGGUUUCGCCAGAGAUCAACGUAGCCCUCUCUGCAACGGGCGCCGGCUUUGCUGUUGCGCAGCUGAACGUGUUUUACAAUCUCAAGAUGUCCGGCGGUCGUGCUAAACGCUCGGUCGACCAGACUGACGCCUUCGAGCUGACCAUCGACCCCCACAUCCUGGACCUGAACAACGUGGAUGUCACCGUGUGUGUCCGCUGGACUGGAGCAGGCAGCAGCGGCAUGGCUCUGCUGCAGGUGAACAUGCUGAGCGGGUUCGUGGCCGACUCCGACUUCCCCAAGCCCCAGGCGGUGAAGCGUGUGGAGGUGGAUGGAGGCAAAGUGACCCUCUACCUGGACUCGCUGAACGGGACGUCCGUGUGCGUCACCAUCCGGAGCACUCGCGUGCAGACGGUCGGCAGUACGCAGGAGGCGCAGGUGUCCAUCACCGACUACUACGAGCCACGGCGGAGGACCGAGCGCUCGUACUCCUCCGGCUACCUGGCGUCCGUCUCCGUGUGCGAGCUGUGCGGCGCCAACUGCAAGCGCUGCAACGAGAAGCUGGCGGGCGGCGGCGGCGCCCGCACCGCCACCCUCUCCGCCGCCUCCCUCCUCGCCGUCCUGUUCUCCGUCUUCCUCCUGGACUAGCGCCCUCCUCCUCCCCCUCGUGCUUGCGCUGCCCGCCAGCUGACGGCGACGGAGGGGGGGGGGAUCGCGCGGCCGGCUCAGCUCGGUCGGUGGGGAGCCGAACGCCGCUGUGCUUUGCCGCGUGCUCGCCGUGCCGGUCCGCGCGUGGGGUCCUCGUUUCCCCACAAUUUUGUACGAGACUUUCUGGGCGGUUUGCGAGCGAGUGGUGAGCGUCAGAUGUGCUUGGCACCUGGGCAGGGGAGCAAGCCAUGCGGCUGUCUCUCAGAAGUUUUACAUUGCCGAGUGAUCGGUCGGUUCCCCCUCCCCCACAGCUGCGUGGCGACUGUGUGCGUGUUGACGAUGUCCGCUGUGUUUUUUUGUUGCUGUGGGUUUUGGCGUUCUGAUUUCGUGAUGCCGGUGUUGAGUGUCCUGUGACUGGCGCUGCCGCCUUCGUGCUGCCUGUCCAGCUUUACUGGGCGAGCUGUUGGCCCCAGCACGUCUGUGGUGGUACUGGCCCAUGGGGGGCCCUAAGCAGAAAUUAUAUUGGAGGGGGUAGGUGACCCCUCCCCCACUUCAAACUUAAACACUCCUGGUGUGACGAAAGAAACGGGUUCAGUGAGAAGAUAGAAAUGCUUUAAUUACCGAGCUCCAUACAAUGUCGAGAUGAUGAUGAUGAGUCAUUUAGUUGUCAUCUUUAUGUGUCAAGCUUAGUGCAUCUCUAUUUUCGUGACUCCAAGGCUCUUGAGCUCCUUGGGGGCCCGAAGCUUUGCUUGGCUUUUGCUUCCGCUGAGUGCCGCCACGGCCCUCCGUAAGGUGCGUGUUGGCCAACCCAUUCACGUGAAACCGUGAAACGUUCAUUCAAUAUUAUCCAGCAGCAAUUUCUUUUGGCGAGCACACUCCAGACCGUUUGACCACCUGGGUCUCAUCAGCAGGCCGCACUUGUCAAACAAAUGCCGCUGGGGUGCCAGAAGUUAUUGGCAAGAGCCCGCUAUCUAAACAGUGGAUCCCUGUACAUGAUAAAUGCAUGUUGUAUAGAAACUUCUGUGGCGGUGUUGGGUAGCCGUUCUGAGUCUCGAUUUUAUAAAUAAAAUAAUGUUUUAGACCUCUGCAUUUUUUCUUGCCAGAGCAAUGCUGCUGCACGGUAACAGGUGAUGAGUUUGUGUGCGGUCAGCACCGCGGUGAAUGUUCCCUCUCUGGGUGUCGUCCCCUCUCCGCUCAUCGUCGCAAACGAUUCCUGAAUGUACCCUCGUUUUCGGCUGCAGAGUCCGUUGCGUUUUUAAUCUUCACAGAAUUGUUACGAUUGUCAGAUACUGGGUAUUCUCAGCCUCUUAGUAACAAACACGGAGAAUUCUAGCUCUGAGCACGCGUGGGUUAGUGAGAAAAGGUUUGUUUGUGGCGACUUCUCGUCUCCAAGCACCUUUGGAGUUGUACGUUUUUUGACAAAUUCCUCGCGUUAUUCUCUCCACUUUCAUCGUCGUUUUUACACGGAGAGCUGGGACUGUGCACUGGACGUCAAUAAACUUCUUUGAAACGACCGUGA
Messenger RNA from Lethenteron reissneri (Far Eastern brook lamprey), 5963 nucleotides. Its product is annotated as CD109 antigen-like. Gene Ontology annotation, molecular function: endopeptidase inhibitor activity. Lineage: Eukaryota; Metazoa; Chordata; Hyperoartia; Petromyzontiformes; Petromyzontidae. Gene Ontology annotation, cellular component: extracellular region. The record is from RefSeq and is a predicted model, not a curated record.